Molecule: messenger RNA, 4381 nt
Organism: Anguilla anguilla (European eel)
Lineage: Eukaryota; Metazoa; Chordata; Actinopteri; Anguilliformes; Anguillidae
Gene: phex
Product: phosphate regulating endopeptidase homolog, X-linked
Exons: 22
Coding region: 1462-3501 (679 amino acids)
Biological process (GO): protein processing
Cellular component (GO): plasma membrane
Molecular function (GO): metalloendopeptidase activity
Source: RefSeq, a predicted model, not a curated record
CCACAGUGGGUCCCUGUCAGGGUACGCAUUAUCCCAGUGCACUGGCAACAUCUGUGUCACAAUUAUUUUUGGGAGCAUAUUAAAUUACAUACAUGUUUUUUAACCAGGAGGAGCAGAGCAGGACACUAUAAUUAUAUCAGAACAGCUGAGUGGAAGACUGCUCUCAAGGUGGUGCACACAUGCUGUGGGAGAAAGAGAGAGAAAAAAACAACUGUUGGAGAAUUCUUGUCCUUGGGGUUAAGGGGCAAAGAGGAUUGCAAGCACAAUGUGUUAUUGUGUUUCACUCUGCAUGCUUGUUUGUGUAUGAGAGAUUUUAGCAUUGUUUAUGCUGUCCUGGUUUGGAAAGUUCAUGCUUUUAUAAUGUAUGUUCAUGUACUAAAUUAUUAUGGUAACACUGGAAGACUCCUGUCAUAGUGAAAUCUGGCCUGUCGGUCUCAAAACUCAGAGAAUGUGUGUGUGUAUGUGUGUAAGUGAGAGAGAGAGGGAGAGAGAGAGAGAGGUUGAGUGCUCACUGUGAGAGGGAGACAAGUAGAGACAGAUGCACUUUCUCCUAUAAUGAGGGAAAACUAUUCAAAAUUAGAUAGGACUGAAAUAUCAGACCACAGUUCCAUGAAAAAUGAACAAAAAUACUUUGUCUUACAAAUGGUGGGAAAUACACCUCAGAAGAACAGAAGAACACAUCACGUCAAACUGUCACACCACCUGAGUGAAUAUAACUUAAAAUAAUGUUCAAAUAAGGAAUAUCAUGUGCAAGCCUUCGUUGAUGUUAUGACUGACAUUGUAAUAAUUGUUAGUGUUUAGGUUGGUGUGCUUAUUAAAUCAUCACUUCACUUUGAUAAUUCAGGGUACAUUUCCCCAAGUCCCCUAAUGGCCGUGAUAUGACAGGUUAGGACAAGGUUUUUUUGAUGAGUCCACAAAAAGAAAUUGCUCAUUUUCAUAAUCCAACCAAGUGGUCGUGGGUGGGUGACUACUGUUUCUGUUUUAAUUCUGAAGUAAGACAGCAUUCCUGUGGGAAUAUAUGGUUCAGAGAUGUAUGUAUGCAUUCAUAAAUAAAUUCAGGGACACUCCAGCCCCAUGCACUGAGUGCUCUUCCCAAACCCUGUUUUAAUUAAAAACUAAAAAAAACAUUAAAACAUCAUAAAUAAUUCCUUAUUAAAAUACAUUAUAAUUAUUGGUUUGCUUACUGAAGUUAUCCAGAGUGCUUUAGGUAGCCUUCCUUUUACUGCAUUUGUAUUAUUAUUGCAUACUUAUAUAGCUGGCUGUUUACUGAAAGUAACUUGAGUUCAAUAUUUUUAUGUGCUAAACUCACUCCUGCUGUGCUGUCCUGUCCUGUUCACAACCACCGGAGUGUAUGCACACCUGACUGUCUGAGGCAUCCAGAAAGUGUCCCAAAGGUCAAGGGAAGAGGAGUACUGCCUGACUGAAGAAUGCAUUGAAGCAGCCGGCUCGAUCCUGAGUAAGAUGGACCGCUCAGUAGAUCCUUGUGAAGAUUUUUACCACUACGCUUGUGGAGGGUGGCUCAGGGAAAACCCUAUUCCAGAAGAUUCCUCCAGCUAUGGCAUCUACCCCUGGUUGCGGCAGAACGUAGACCUCAAACUCAAAGAGUUGCUGGAGGGUCCUAUACUACCAGAGGACAUUGAAGCAGUGACAAAGGCAAAGGUGCUGUACCGAUCCUGCAUGAAUGAAACGGCACUGGAGGUGGAGGACGCAAAGCCUCUGCUGAAGGUCCUGAAGCAAAAGGAACUGCACUGGCCAGUUCUGGAGGACUCCCUGGGCUCAGCCUGGCAGUGGGAGGAGAGCCAGUUCAAUCUGCUGCAGACCAUGGCCCAGGUCCGCACCCAGUUUAGCAAAUCUGUCCUAGUGAGACUCUACGUCUCCCCCGAUGACAAGAACUCCAGCCAGUACAUCACUAAGCUGGACCAGGCAACACUGUCUUUAUCUUCUAGAGAUGACUUUCUCACCAACACUUCAGAAGCGCAGGCAUACCGUGAUGCCCUGCUAAGUCUGAUGGUGGACAUCGCAGUUAUGCUGGGAGCAAAUCAGCAGUCGGCACAGACCCAGAUGAAGGAUACUCUGGCCUUUGAGAUAAAGUUGGCUGAGAUCUUGAUUCCAUUUGAAAAUCGGACCAGUGAGAACCUGUACAACAAGUAUAGCCUGUAUCGCCUACAAAAGACUAUCCCAGAGUUUAACUGGCUGGAGUUUGUGAAGGCAGUUAUAGACACAUCUUUGUAUCCUGAGCUGAAGUCUUUGUCCACAUCAGAGCAGGUGAUUGUACGCACUCCCAAGUACUUCAAGGAUCUCUUCAAACUACUUAGCAACACAAAGAAAAGGACAGUGGCCAACUAUGUUGUCUGGCGAGCGGUCUUUACCAGAAUCACCACACUCAGUCGCCGUUUCCUCUACAGAUAUCUGGAUUUUGCUCGGGUUACCACGGGAACAACUUCACUGACCCCACGCUGGGACAAGUGUGUCAACUACGUGGAAAACACCCUUAUGUAUGCUGGUGGCCGAAUGUUCGUUGAAAAGCACUUCCAAGAAGACAAGAAACUAAUGAUGGAGGAGCUGAUCGAAGGAAUUCGAUGGGCAUUCAUAGACAUUCUGGAGAAAGAGAAUGACUGGAUGGAUGAGGUGACCAAAUCCAAAGCCGAAGAGAAGGCUCAUUUUGUCUUAGCAAAGGUUGGAUAUCCUGAGUUCAUCCUGAAUGACACCUAUAUCAAUGAGGACAUAAAGAGGUUGUCAUUUUCAGAGAAGGAUUACUUUGGGAACGUGAUGCAGACUCUGCGCUUCUUUGCACAGUCUGACAUUGCCUGGCUGCGCAAGACUGUUCCGCGCACAGAAUGGUUCACCAAUCCCACCACUGUUAAUGCCUUCUACAGCUCUUCCACCAAUCAAAUAAGGUUUCCUGCUGGUGAACUUCAAAAGCCAUUUUUCUGGGGACUAACCUACCCACGGUCCCUAAGUUAUGGAGCCAUUGGGGUCAUUGUUGGACAUGAGCUUACCCACGGCUUUGACAGCAAUGGACGAAAGUAUGACAAGAAUGGGAACAUGGACCAGUGGUGGAGCAACACCUCGAUAUCCCGCUUUAAUGACAAGACCCAGUGCAUGAUCAACCAAUACAAUGACUACCACUGGAAAGAAGCAGGACUUAACGUGAGAGGAAAGAGGACUCUGGCAGAGAACAUUGCCGAUAAUGGAGGGAUGAGAGAGGCUUUCAGGGCCUACAGGAAAUGGGUGGAGACAGAGAGAACAGGGAGGGAAGAGCCUCUGUUGCCGGGCGUGGGCCUGUCCAACAACCAGCUCUUCUUCCUGAGCUACGCACAUGUGCGCUGUAACUCCUACAGGCCUGCAGCUGCCAGAGAGCAGAUCCAGAGUGGGGCACAUAGCCCCCCCAAAUACAGGGUGAUCGGGGCAAUGAGCAACUAUGAGGAGUUCCACCGGGCCUAUGGCUGUCCUGUUGGGUCUGUCAUGAACCGGGGGGAUAAGUCCUGCCGUGUGUGGUAGAUGCCAAACCGAUGUGAGACUGGUGGCCAAAACCGAACAUUCAGCACUCCACCCACACACAGACCAGGGGAACAUCCUCAGGUCGGGGUUCUGUGUCCCCCGACAAGCUUGAUUACAGGUCCUUUGUUUUGACUGAAGGAAAGUGGCUUCCAGUUUUUCUCUUGUUCUGCUAUUAUCUUUUUUUGGGAAGGUGUUUUUGUGGCUUGUAACCAGGUUUUGUUCAGAAUUAGACAUUGUUGGAUUCAUUAACAGUCAACAAUAGAUAUAACAUUAUUUUUGUCAUUUCAGGUAAUUGAUUUCAGUUUCAAUUUCAAUUUUCUUUGCUAUUAUUAAAGUUAUAUAUCAAUAGGAUUUUAUAGGACUUAUAUGCUGUGCCAGAUGGCAGUUUCUGUCAUCUGUCUUGUACAAGAAAGAUUUUUUUUUCAUUGAAUAAUAUCUGUAAAAACCAGAGGCAUCAAUAUUUAUUUUCUUCUCCUUCAACUGAAAUUGAAGUUGAUUUUUUUGAAAUAUAGUUUUUUUCUUGACUCCCCAGUGAAUUUUUUUCGGCAGUUUUGGAUGCGAACUGUCAACCUUAACGUAGCCAACCUGAUUUGUAGCCUAUAGCAUUUUCAACAUAUUGCCAAAUUCUGGAAGAAACAAAGUGCAAAAAUUCAGAUUCAAGAAUGUGCUGGGAACAAGAUUCCAGUCCUUGUCAGUUGUAAUGAAAUGUUUGAUGGCCCCUGUCAACAAAGUUGUUGCUGAGCUUUCCUUCCCCCUUUAUGAUAACGUGUCAGUGAUGAUAACAAUAUGCUUCAUGAAAGACUCAAACCUCACAAUGUGCAACAUGUUGUACCAAAACAGCCUUUAAAGAAAUAAAAACAUACACCCGUUGGCCCAACCC